CCUUAAUUGGGUUAGGUGACGAAUUGUUUAGCCUUUCAACAGUCGAUUUCCUCCUCUAGGAAAUUUAGUAUUAAUACUUCAUAGGGUUUGAGUAAAAGAUAAAGUGAGCUGAUGAAUGUGAAUGGACUUUGCAAACCGUGAUAAUUGAGUGCCUACUGUGAGCUUGGGAUAUACAUGACUGCAUUUGAUCUUUACAGGACCCACCCAAAGGGCGGUGGAAGUAACCCUAAAAAAAGGAAGUUGAAGCAGACGAGCCAAAUAACUUCUUGGUAGUUAGUAAGGGAUAGGCAGUUUUCCAACCUACGUCUGUCUCUUUUGCUAUUGCUUUCGUCUAUGUCUUAAUUAUUGGAAACUCAGCAUUUAGAAUUGAAGACUUUGAGAGGUGACAUACAAAUGGCUGAGCUAUACACUAGGAGUUCAUGUUAACCAGGCUAAACAGAUGCUGUAUGAUUAUGUUGAAAGGAAGCGAAAGGAGAAUUCAGGAGCCCAGCUGCAUGUCACCUAUUUAGUGUCUGGCAGUCUCAUUCAGAAUGGACAUUCUUGCCACAAGGUUGCAGUAGUGAGAGAAGAUAAAUUGGAAGCAGUGAAGUCCAAGCUAGCUGUGACUGCCAGCAUCCAUGUGUACAGCAUCCAGAAAGCCAUGCUAAAGGACAGUGGGCCUCUGUUCAAUACCGACUAUGACAUCCUUAAAAGCAACUUGCAGAACUGCAGCAAGUUUAGUGCCAUACAAUGUGCAGCUGCAGUUCCCAGAGCUCCUGCUGAAUCCUCAUCUUCCGAAAAGUUUGAGCAGUCAGAUCUUCAAGUAUCAAGUGAGACACAAGCCAAUAAUGAGUUGACAACCAAUGGUCAUAGUCCACCUACCUCCAAACAGAUUUUACAGCAGCCCAAGGGAAUAAUGGGAAUGUUUGCCUCUAAAGCUGCUUCUAAAACCCAAGAAGCCAACAAGGAAACCAAAACAGAGGCUAAAGAGGUAUCUUCUGCAGGCAAUAAGGCACCAGGGAAAGGGAAUGUGAUGAACAAUUUUUUUGGAAAAGCUGCUAUGAAUAAACUUAAAGUCAAUUUGGAUUCAGAACAAGCAGUGAAAGAAGAAAAAAUAGUGGAGCAACCUCCAGUGUCUGUCACUGAACCAAAGCUGGCAGCCCCUACAGGCCUGAAGAAACCCAGCAAAAAAGCAGAGCCUGUUAAGAUGCAGCAGAAGGAAAAAAAAAGGGGGAAGCGAAUGGAGUUAUCUGAUGAUGAGACAAAAGAAACUGAAAGUAUGAAGAAAAAGAGGAGAAGAAUCAAACUUCCUGAGUCUGAUAGCAGUGAAGAUGAAGUCAUACCAGACUCUCCUGGGGAUUAUGAAGCUGAGUCACCAUCCCCACCUCCUCCUGCUUCUCCACCUCCUGAACCAGUGCCUAAGACUGAACCAGAGCCUCCUUCUGUCAAGAGCUCAAAUGGAGAAAAAAGAAAACGAAAACGGGUGCUGAAGUCUAAGACCUUUGUGGAUGAGGAAGGCUGCAUAGUGACUGAAAAAGUCUAUGUGAGUGAAUCCUGCACAGAUAGUGAAGAGGAGCUUAAGAUGAAGACCUCCUCUGUACAUAGACCCUCCGCCAUGACGGUGAAAAAAGAACCCAAAGAAGAACGAAAGGGCCCAAAGAAAGGGACUACUGCUCUGGGCAAAGCCAACAGACAAGUAUCCAUUACUGGCUUCUUCCAGAGGAAGUGAACUGCCAUCUCUGUUAGUUCAGAGACGUGGAGUGGUCAAGGGAGAAGACCAAGACAGACAGACUCUCACUUACUGUGUAAGUUCAUCCUGUGCCUCACCUUGCCUGUAUCAAAAGACUUAUCCAUCCUGUGAGGUUUAUACUGUUUCUGGUUUUUAACCAAAGGGAAAUCACCUGGAAGCAAGAGGCAAAAGAAUAUUUAAGAAGCUGUUGUGUUUUAAGGACAUUUUUUUUAAGCACAAUCUUGACCUGUUCUGGAGAAGAAUUCACUCCAAACAUAAAUUGGAACAGGUUUCAGAAUUAUCACUGAAGCCAUUUAGUUGCUAAUUCACUGCUCCCUACCCAAUCCUGUGUCCUGAGCACUUAUGGCUCAAGAAGUAUUCUUCUUUGUUCCUUUGUAUUCUGUGGACUUGUGUGGGUCUUCAUUUAUCCCUGAAUUUUACUGGCUGUGUUUACCACUCUCCCCAUAAUCCCUUCCCCACUACCAUACUUCUAUGUGAAGCCAUUUUCUGUAAGUCUUUUAAAUCUUUGUUGGACUAAAGGCUGAAACAAAAAUCUCCCUAUAAUCCUCUAAUCCUCUCUUCCUCCGUUAUAAAGUACACUGACACCUGGCUACAGACCAGCACAUUGCUUAUGUUCUGCGCCUUUCACAAAAGCUCUCUCGACCUUCACUCGCAAUUAGUAGGUAGGGAAAAGCCUCAGGCAGAGCACAAAUAGAAAUGUAAUGAUGUAUUCAACUCCACCAGAAAUUACUUAGUGUCAGCAUUGACGAUAGUAGAGGCCUUGCCAUGUUGCUGACACAGGGCAUGUUUUACGCUGCUCUUUGUGAUUUUUGUCUCCUCCUCUCUCCCUUUCCCACUGUUAGUACCUAGAGAGUGAAACCCAGGCAAUGAAAUGGAGGCUAAAAAGAGAAAGCCUUUUCUGUAUGCAGGGUACAACAGUUAAGAAAAAGUUCUCCUUCUCAAGGAACCUGAAUGUUCAGAAACAGCAAUUUUCCAGGAAGGUAACAAGGAAGAAAUAAAGCACACAUUUUUAUA
This is a messenger RNA of Herpailurus yagouaroundi (jaguarundi), 2743 nucleotides long. It is a transcript of the gene POLD3, whose product is annotated as DNA polymerase delta 3, accessory subunit. Gene Ontology annotation, biological process: nucleotide-excision repair, DNA gap filling; DNA strand elongation involved in DNA replication; DNA synthesis involved in UV-damage excision repair. Lineage: Eukaryota; Metazoa; Chordata; Mammalia; Carnivora; Felidae. Gene Ontology annotation, cellular component: delta DNA polymerase complex; nucleus. The coding region runs from base 440 to 1708 and encodes 422 amino acids. The transcript has 12 exons. The record is from RefSeq and is a predicted model, not a curated record. Gene Ontology annotation, molecular function: DNA-directed DNA polymerase activity.